Arabidopsis thaliana (thale cress) is the source of this 1003-nucleotide messenger RNA. Its product is annotated as ribosome biogenesis protein. Gene Ontology annotation, biological process: maturation of SSU-rRNA from tricistronic rRNA transcript (SSU-rRNA, 5.8S rRNA, LSU-rRNA). The record is from RefSeq and is marked reviewed. The transcript has 5 exons. Bases 256 to 726 code for a protein of 156 amino acids. Lineage: Eukaryota; Viridiplantae; Streptophyta; Magnoliopsida; Brassicales; Brassicaceae. Gene Ontology annotation, cellular component: 90S preribosome; preribosome, small subunit precursor; nucleolus.
UAAUUAUUUAACAAUGACGUAUUUAUUUAACAACCUUUGGGCUCAUAAUGGGUUGAAAGAUAUAAGUCUGGCUAGGCCCAAACAUUACUGAUAUAAACAAAUUUCAUUUUCCGGGUCGGGUCAUAAGAUCCGAAUUUACAAAGGCAUUCAAACUUUUACUCUCUUUGUUCAAUCAAAAACCCUAAAUCUUGUUCGAUCAGAGCAUUCGCCAUUAUUAACCCGAGUUUGAAAUCGUUGAAGAUUUGAAGACACAGAAUGGGCAAACCAAGCAAAGGAUCGGAAGUGACAACGAAGUCUGAUAAGAAGUUUGAGAAGAAGCUUCAAUUUUACACAAAGGUCAAAGAUACAGUUACUUCUUUGUCUGUCCAAAAGGAGAUUGGCAAGAAGAAGAAAAUCCGCAGCCGACAAAAGAAGCUAAAGGCGUAUGAUCUCACCAACCUGUCGGAGUUUCUUCCCGAGUUCAAUGCUCUGCAGAAAUCAGCUCUUCCUGCACCCGAGCUGAAAAUGAACUGUAAAAGGCGACAAAAGCUCGUAUUGACAGAAGGGGAGAGAUUGAAUAAGGUUCUAGACCAUCCAGCUUUUCAAGCUGAUCCAGUUGGUUCGAUAUUUCAGCACUUGCUGAGUCAACAGCCACCGGUGGAAGAGAAACCGAAGAAGAAGACUAACACUAAUGGAAGCAAGAAAAGGAAUAAGAAAAAAGGAAAGACUGAUUCCAUGGAUUUCUGAUCUUGUCCUAUAAGUUUACUUAUGUUUUGUUUUUGUUGUUUUGUUAUAGUAACAUGAUUUUGGAAAUGAAGAAUCUUCAAAUUUGAUUGUUAUUAUUGUUCAAAUUACACAAGUUUUGAUCUGUAACAAACUCGUUUACAGCUUUCCUUUAAGAACACAGUCUCGCCUGUGAGAUCUCUCUAUGCAGAUUUAUGUGAUACAGGUCUCAUGCUUGAGAUUGAUGAGUAGUAAUCUAGAAAAGAUGAUGUUCUAGAUUCAUUGCUUCGAUGAGUAAUAA